AUGAAUAGAAGUGUGCUCCACAUAUUGAUCGGCCUUGGCCUUGUGUUAAUACCAAGCGUCGCAUCCACUUUUGAUCCGGAACUCAUAUGCAGUUUGGUCAUCGAUGGCACUAAGAUUAACGAUCCGCGCGCUUGCAAUGCCUGGAUACAAUGCAUCAAUGGCCAGCCCGUAAGCGGCACCUGCGACAAGGAUCUCUUUUACGACAGAGAAAGUGAGGAUUGCGUGCCGUCUGCUGAUGUCAAGUGCAUCUCUAGCGAUCCAUGCGCUGCACUGCCAAAUGGCUUUGCCGCCGAUCCGUACUCUUGUAAUGGAUACUACUAUUGUGCAGAUGGUGUGGGUAAACGCGGCACCUGCAAUGCCGGACUGAACUUUAAUCCGGGCACCGAGUCCUGCAUACGUGAUUUUCCAUGCAACCCCAAAAUGGAUCCCGACAGCUACUGCAACAUUCUGCCGGAUGGUGUGUUCAUCAAAGACGAUCUCAGUUGCAACGGCUGGGAGAUGUGCUGGAAAGGCGAAGUGGUUACUGGCACCUGCCCAGGUACUUUCUACUUCAGUGCCCAAAAGGGCGACUGUGACUACCCGCAGAACGUGGAGUGCGCCAUUACAGAGCCGCCUCUGUUGACAGCAGAGCCGGGUGUUUGCCCCCAGGCCGGCAGCUUCAUCUCCGACGACAGCAGCUGUAAUGGCUAUUAUUAUUGCAGCGAGAGUACCGAUGGUCAAAUGGUGCUACAGCAUGGCGACUGCGACGAUGGUCGCUUCUUCACGGCCCGGUCUGGUGGCGCCUGCGUGCCCCGAUCGGAUAUCAAGUGCGAGUACAACCGAUGCGUUGGCCUUGGCUAUACGAACAUAGCGUUGGCUAACGAAUCAAAUGAUGGAUGCACGGGCUAUGCCAUUUGUCAAGACGGCGUCAAAAUUGGCGAGGGCACCUGCCCCAGCGGCGAUUACUUCGAUGAACAAACUCAGCGCUGCACAAACCAGAUCAUAUCUUAUGCAGCCUGCGCCACACCUACCCAAUCAACACAACACAUGAUGGAUGACGAUACAACAACAGCCACAUAAGAGGCACGGGAGGAAUGGUGUGUCCCUAUACCAUAUCAUAAAGCAACACCCAACAUUCUGACAAUCAAUUUCAUAAAAAUACACUCAUUUAUUUACUUACUCACCAUGGACUUUGAUUAGUUUAUUUCUUGUUCACAAAUCGUGUGU
Drosophila hydei is the source of this 1206-nucleotide messenger RNA. Its product is annotated as peritrophin-48. The transcript has 2 exons. Gene Ontology annotation, cellular component: extracellular region. Bases 1 to 1059 code for a protein of 352 amino acids. Lineage: Eukaryota; Metazoa; Arthropoda; Insecta; Diptera; Drosophilidae. Gene Ontology annotation, molecular function: chitin binding. The record is from RefSeq and is a predicted model, not a curated record.